Molecule: messenger RNA, 3979 nt
Organism: Panicum hallii
Lineage: Eukaryota; Viridiplantae; Streptophyta; Magnoliopsida; Poales; Poaceae
Product: CHD3-type chromatin-remodeling factor PICKLE-like
Exons: 24
Coding region: 1-3726 (1241 amino acids)
Biological process (GO): chromatin remodeling; negative regulation of transcription by RNA polymerase II
Cellular component (GO): nucleus; chromatin
Molecular function (GO): ATP binding; ATP hydrolysis activity; DNA binding
Source: RefSeq, a predicted model, not a curated record
AUGCCGCCCGCGCGGUCAUCGGCGAGAGGCGGGAGGCGCGGCCGGGGGCGAGGAGGACGAGGGCGAGGUGCCGCCGCCGCCGCGGGGACGCGGCGCAAGCGCGACGUGGACUCCGAGGUGGUCGACCUCUGCGACGACCGAGAUGAGUCUUCUCCACGGAUGAAGAGGCGGACUGAAGAAAUCGCAAGCGCGGAACACACCGUGGAAGCUGGCUUGGAAGCACUCUCACGCGACGCCACCGAGGAAGAUUGUGCAUAUGGUGGGGAGCCAACUCCUACAAGGAAUCUGAGGCGUCUUAGAAAACAAACAGUGGAGAGCAACGCUGCAGACGCCAAGGAGUAUGUUGCUGUGGACGUCAAGGAUAGUGACACUGAAGAUCCAGGCAACUUAUCUCCCUGUGGGAGUUUGAAGGUCCGCCAGAUAUUAAAGGAUAUUUCUAGUGGCGUGGCAGAGAGUGAGGCUAAGGUCGUGAAGGAGAUCGAACAGAGUUCUGCCAGCGAUGAUGGCCAAAAACUGGGCCAGCAGAGAAGAUCUAAGCGCCUACAGGCUAAACUAAUUGGGAUUCAAGACUUGGAUGGUGGGGAUACUGACAGUGACAUUUUUGAGGACCGCCGUAGUAGCUCAGAGGAUGAGAAGAGAAGGUUAGUUCCAAAAAGAACAAAGCGCUUCCAAAGGAAGUAUACAUCUGAAUCUGCCAAUGGUGAGGUGAGUGAAGAUAAGGAUACAUGGAGGAGCAGCUCUGAUGAUGAUAAAGACAGUGUUGCACCCCGUCGAAGAUCAAAGCGCUACAAGUUGAGAACUCGAUCUAGCUCAAAUGAUGAUAGAGAUGACAGUGAUGCCGUAAAUUAUUAUGGGAAGGCAAUUCAAUGCAGAAGAAUGUCAAAGCGACUACUAGAGAAACAGAAAGUGGAUCACAUUUCUAAUGAGAGCUGCACCAAAGCUUCUUCGUCAAUGCUAUCAACAUCUUCAUCUUCAGAUAAUGAAUUAUUAUGCAAUUCUGUAAAGUCUAGCAAAAGAUCUUCUCAUGGACCAAUUUGCUCGAUUUGUAAGAGUGGAACUGCCAGCUCUCAUAUCAUUCGGUGCCAGAAUUCUAAUUGUUCUGGCAGCUUCCACACAUUCUGCCAAGAUCCUCCAUUGCAAGAUGGUGUUCUUACAUCUGAAUGUUCUUUGUGUAAAAUCAAUCAAAAUUUGUUGGCAAGGGCAGCAGAAGAGAAUUUGGUGAAAAAAAUACAGAGAUACGUAGGUCACAGAAUGCUGGUUAUUCAGGAAUCUGGUUUCCAAUAUCAAUUCCUUGUAAAAUGGCAUUCACUUUCUCAUCAUCAUGACUGUUGGGUUCCACUUGAAUGGCUUCAAGUUUUUGAUCGUAUACGAGUACAGAAUUAUCUGAAAAAGAGCAUCUUGCUUAAAGAGAUUUAUGUAGAGGAUCAACGGAAACCUGAGUGGUUUGAAGUAGAUCGUGCUAUUGCUUGUCGGAGGAAGUCUGGUUGUGAUAGUACAUGUGACAUCUUGACUACCAUUCAGGAUAACAAAGACUUUCUGGAAUAUGAGUUCCUUGUGAAGUGGAAAGGCCUUGAUUAUUGCGAGGCUACAUGGGAGUCCUGUUGCACGGAAGGUGUGCAGGCUGCCAUUUCCAAGCUUGUUGAAAGGCAUCAAAGUGUUUUAAAAAGAAUUGAUUGUGUCAGCCCAGUAUGCCUAGAAGGGGUGAUUACGGAAGAGAUCCACAAUGGUGCUUUAUACGGCUACCAGCAUCAAGGUUUGCAAUGGAUAUUUGAUAACUUCAAAACUAGGAGGAAUGUUAUUCUUGCUGAUGAAAUGGGUCUUGGCAAAACUGUGCAAGUUGUUUGCUUUCUCAAUCACAUUAUUAAGGAAAGGUUUACGGCAUUUCCUGCACUAGUUCUCGCUCCUAAGAGCAUCCUAUUGCAAUGGGAAAAGGAAUUUGGGCGCUGGGGAGGUGAUCUUAACGUUAUUGUUUAUCAAGGAGACAAGGACUCCAGGAAGUGCAUUCAAGCUCAUGAAAUGUACUCUUCUGAAGGGAGGGUUUUAUUUGAUGCUCUUGUGACAAGCUAUGAAUUUGUCCAAAUUGAUAAAUCAGUUUUGCAGAAGUUUAAGUGGUCUGCAAUUGUCAUUGAUGAAGCUCACAGAUUGAAAAAGCUUGAUUGCAACCUUGCAACUUGCCUAAAACGCUAUAGUUCUGAAUUUCGCUUGCUACUUACAGGAACACCGUUGCAGAACAAUAUGCUGGAGCUAUUUUCAUUACUUCAUUAUAUUGAUCCAGAUGAGUUUUCUGAUCCCAAUGCUGAUGGCCUGUUCACAAAUAUUGAAUCUGGAAACGAGUUGACUAUGGAAGAGAAAAUUGCUCGGAUUCAUGAUAUUUUAAAGCCUAGGAUGUUGAGGAGAAUGAAGUCUGAUGUUUUAACAGAUUCCAUGCCAACAAAGAAGUGGGUGGAAGUUCCAUGUGCGCUGACAGAUUCCCAGAGAGAACUUUACAUUGAUAUUUUAGAGAAGAAUUAUUCAAAGUUGAAUGGGGCUAUUAGAAAUGGCAAGAAGCUUGCUCUGAACAACAUACUUAUGCAACUGAGAAAAUGCUGCAAUCAUCCAUUUCUAUUUCAAGGACAGGAAACCAAACAGCAAGCUGCAGAUGUUUUCCUUUCUCUUGUAGCUGCAUCAGGGAAGCUUCAACUGCUUCAUAAGUUGCUUCCAAAACUGAAAGAAAGAGGAAACCGUGUGCUGAUCUUCUCUCAAAUGACCAUGAUGCUUGAUAUCCUUGAGGAUUUUCUUUGUGACCUUGGGUACAAAUAUGCACGCAUUGAUGGACAGACAUCACUGUCAGCAAGACAGGAAAGCAUAAAAGAAUACAACAGAGCUGAAAGUGAGACAUUCAUUUUCUUGAUGUCAACUCGUGCUGGUGGUCUUGGCGUUGACCUUCCUGGUGCUGAUAGAGUGAUUAUAUAUGAUCCUGACUUCAACCCAUUUAUGGACUUGCAAGCACAGUCCAGAGCGCACCGGAUUGGACAGACCCGACCAGUAGUUGUUUACCAGCUCAUUACGAAGUGUUCAGUGGAAGAGAAGAUACUGCAAAAGUCCAAGCAGAAAUUGGCUAUAGAGAAUAUGUUAAUGAACUCUUCCAAGAAGCCAAAUGCAGAUGAGUUGCAGUCUAUACUGCUCCAUGGAGCCAAGACAAUUAUUGACAGAAAAAAGGUCAGUGCCACGUCAAUCCAGUAUGAUGACGAGGCGAUCGAGAAUCUCCUGAAGCUAGACCCUAGUUCUGAGGAGAAGUGCUCCAAAGAAGACAAUGGCUAUCUUGGGAGCAUUGUGAGCUUUGCUCAUGGUGCUGAGGAUGAAGAGCCAGGUUCCCCCAAGGUUGAGGAUCUCAGAGUUCUUAAGCCAGCUACCCCCAAGGUGGAUUUAGGCCGUGGUAAGAGGCAAAGGAGAGUUGUUAACUACAAUGAUGCGGUAGAGAACUCGGAUAGCGAUGACAUGUAUGCUCCAGAGGGUUCUUCAACCUCAAGUAGCAGCUCUUCCGACAACGACGACUACGAGGCAGACACUUUAACUUCUGCACUUGUAGUUACUGCACAUGAAGCCCAAGCUCCCAACGUUACUUUUGCAACUGAAGAUCCAGGUGCAAUUCCUGCACUUCAAGCCUUGAAGGGUUCAUCAAGGAGCAUCUCAUCUUCACCUGAUGACAACGAAGGCGAUGCCAAGCCCACUGUUGCUGACACCUGACGAGGAUGCACAUAGCCUCUAGCCCUCUACAUGGGUUCAUUGUCUUUUGGUACUCGUCCUUGGUACAGGUUGUAGUCUUUUGAAUAGGAAUGGUCACACUUAAGCUAUGUAACUGGCUAACGUGCGGUGAAACCAUAUGACAUCCUGCUGCCGCUUAUACGAGUUUGAGUCCAGUGGUGGGGGGAGAUAUCUCCCCGUCACAUCAGCUCUCACCCUCACUUUCAUCCUACCCCUCCAAUGCAGGUGAGAAGCA